UGUUUGCCCCGGAAGUGGCUAUCUUCAGCUGACAGCUGCUGGUGAGGUUGCGACGGCAGGCCCGGAGCAAGAUGGCGCUGCGGCCGGGGACUGGGGCAGGCGGCGGCGCGGCCACUGGAGCCAGCACGGGGACCGCCGCGGGAGGCAGCUUCAUGUUUCCAGUUGCAGGUGGAAUAAGGCCUCCUCAAGCUGGUCUGAUGCCUAUACAGCAACAAGGAUUUCCUGUGGUCUCUGUCAUGCAGCCUAAUAUGCAAGGCAUGAUGGGAAUGAGUUACAGCUCUCAGAUGUCCCAGGGACCUAUUGCCAUGCAGGCAGGGAUACCAAUGGGACCAAUGCCAGCAGCAGGAAUGCCUUAUAUGGGACAAGCGCCAUUCCUGGGAAUGCGUCCUGCAGGCCCACAGUACACGCCCGACAUGCAGAAACAGUUUGCUGAAGAGCAGCAAAAACGUUUUGAACAACAGCAAAAACUCUUAGAAGAAGAAAGGAAAAGACGCCAGUUUGAAGAGCAAAAACAAAAGCUCAGACUUCUGAGUAGUGUGAAGCCCAAGACAGGAGAGAAGAGUAGAGAUGAUGCUUUGGAAGCCAUUAAAGGAAACUUAGAUGGGUUUUCUAGAGAUGCUAAGAUGCACCCAACUCCAGCAUCGCACCCCAAGAAACCAGGGCCUUCCUUGGAGGAGAAGCUCCUAAUAUCUUGUGACAUAAGUGCACCGGGGCAGGAACAAUUUAAAUUAAAUACUUCUGAAGUUGGGCAUAAAGCCAUGGGCCCAGGUUCCAGUAAGAACCAUCCUAGUUUAACGACCAGUAAUGGGGGUGCUAUAGAUGGACGUGUAAGUGGUGCCACCACAGCAGAGGCAGAAAAGACUUCAGACCAAAACCUGUCAAUUGAAGAGAGUGGUGUGGGAGUAUUUCCCUCCCAGGAUCCUGUUCAACCCAGAAUGCCUCCUUGGAUUUACAACGAGAGUCUGGUUCCAGAUGCUUAUAAGAAAAUUUUAGAAACCACAAUGACUCCAACGGGAAUAGAUACUGCCAAGCUUUAUCCCAUUCUCAUGUCAUCUGGGCUUCCCAGGGAAACUCUUGGACAGAUAUGGGCCUUAGCUAAUCGAACCACACCUGGCAAACUGACUAAAGAAGAACUCUAUACUGUUCUGGCCAUGAUAGCAGUGACACAGAGGGGUGUUCCUGCUAUUAGUCCAGAUGCUUUAAGCCAGUUCCCAGCGGCUCCUAUUCCAACUUUAAGUGGUUUUCCUAUGGCUCUUCCUACCCCUGUGAGUCAGCCGACAGUGAUGCCUUCAGUCCCUGCAGGCUCCCUGCCUCUCAGCCUGGGACAGCCAGUCAUGGGCAUUAACCUUGUUGGACCAGUUGGGGGAGCUGCAGCCCAGGCUUCCAGUGGCUUCUUGCCAACGUACUCAGCAAAUCAGGUGGUAAAACCAGAAGAAGAUGACUUCCAGGAUUUUCAAGACGCUUCUAAAUCAGGAUCCCUUGAUGACUCAUUUAGUGAUUUCCAAGAGUUACCUGCUGCUUCAAAGGCAAAUCAUUCCCAGCAUGGAACCAGUGUCCCUUCUUUGUUAAUACCACUUCCUGGAACUAAACCCUCAGCUUCAACGGAUAAAUACGCUGUGUUUAAAGGAAUUGCAACUGAAAAGACCUCUGAAAGUACUGUACCCUUUGGAGAACCAGGAGAUAAAUAUAGUGCUUUCAGAGAACUUGAACAGACAACAGAGAAUAAAUCUUUAGGAGAAAGCUUUGCAGAAUUCAGAGGUGCAGGAACAGACGAUGGUUUCACCGAUUUUAAAACAGCUGAGAGCAUAUCACCAUUAGAACUACCCUCAAAAGACAAAGCUUUUCCAGCACCCUUCUCCUCAGGAACUAUACAGCAGAAACCACAAACCCAAGUGAAAAAUCCUCUGAAUUUAGCAGACCUAGAUAUGUUUUCCUCCAGUAAUUGUAGCAAUGAGAAACCUGCAUCUUUUUCAUCUGCGUUUGGUGCAUCAAAAUCCAUUUCCACACGACCCCAGACGACAGACUCUGCUUCAACAACGACAUCAUUGGCGUCAGCGAGAACGUCUAGUUUGGCUGAUGAUUUUGGAGAAUUCAACCUCUUUGGGGGAUAUUCUAGUCCAACAUCUGUUGCAGAACAGGAUGACUUUGCCGAUUUUAUGGCUUUCAGUAAUAGCUCAGUUUCAUCUGAACAAAAGGCAGAUGACAAGUAUGAUGCCCUGAAAGAGGAAGCCAGUUCUGGUCCCCUUACCAGCAACUCUGGCAGCAUGGUGAAGAGUGGACACAACCCAGCGGCUGCGUCUACCAAGUAUGAUGUCUUCAAACAGCUUUCUCUGGAAGGAUCUGGACUAGGUGUUGAAGAACUCAAAGAUAGCACUCCUUCAGGGAAAAGUGAUGAUGACUUUGCUGACUUCCAUUCCAACAAAUUCUCUUCCAUGAACUCAGACAAAUCCCUUGGGGACAAAGCAGUGGCCUUCAGACACACCAAAGAAGACUCUGCGUCAGUGAAGUCCUUGGAUCUCCCUUCCAUUGGUGGCAGCAGUGUUGGCAAGGAGGACUCUGAAGACGCACUCUCUGUUCAGUUUGACAUGAAACUGGCUGAUGUGGGAGGCGAUCUUAAGCAUGUCAUGUCUGAUAGCUCUUUGGAUUUGCCAACAGUUAGUGGCCAGCAUCCUCCUGCUGCAGAUAUAGAGGACUUAAAAUAUGCUGCUUUUGGAACCUACAGUAGCAGUUUUGCAGUGAGCACUCUGACAAACUAUGACUGGUCAGACAGGGAUGACACGUCACAGGGCAGAAAACUCUCUCCGUUUGUCCUCUCAGCAGGAAGCGGACCCUCCUCAGCUGCCUCCGGUCUUCAGAAGAAAGAGACUUCAUUUGGCAGUUCUGAAAGCAUCUCCAUGGCUCCACUCUCCAGAGGAUCUGCCUUUGCAAGUGAAGACGCUCACCCUGAGACAGCCUUUCCAGCGUUUGCCAAUUUUAAAGAUGGCAUUCCUCAGACCAGCGAGCCAAAGGACUAUGACAGCGGCAACUAUAAAGAAUUCACGAGUCAGGACCUGCCUUCCGCUGAGUGGGGCCAGGAGGUCUUGUGUCCAAGCCCAGCUUCGAGUGGUGCGUCUCAUGAAACCCCAAAAGAGUGCUCAGAUGAUUUUGGAGAGUUUCAAAGUGAAAAGCCCAAAAUCAGCAAGUUUGACUUUUUAAUGGCCAAUGCCCAAGGCAAAAUGAAAUCCAGUGAAGAAAUGAUUAAAAGUGAGCUGGCAACAUUUGACCUUUCUGUUCAAGGAUCUCACAAGAGGAGUUUGAGCCUCGGUGAUAAAGAAAUAAGCCGUUCCUCUCCUUCACCGGCUUUGGAGCAGCCUUUCCGGGACCGUUCCAACACUCUGAAUGAGAAGCCAGCUUUGCCCGUCAUCCGUGACAAGUACAAAGAUCUGACAGGAGAGGUGGAGGAGAAUGAGAGAUACGCAUAUGAAUGGCAGAGAUGUCUGAGGAGCGCCCUAGAUGUCAUAAAAAAGGCAAAUGAUACCUUAAAUGGAAUCAGUAGUAGUUCUGUUUGCACAGAAGUAAUUCAGUCAGCUCAAGGCAUGGAAUAUUUAUUAGGUGUCGUUGAGGUGUACAGGGUAACCAAACGGGUGGAGCUGGGGAUCAAGGCCACGGCAGUAUGCAGUGAGAAACUCCAGCAGCUGCUGAAGGACAUUGAUAAAGUGUGGAACAACCUCAUCGGCUUCAUGUCACUUGCCACGCUCACACCAGAUGAAAAUUCGCUGGAUUUUUCUUCCUGUAUGCUACGUCCUGGAAUUAAAAAUGCCCAGGAACUUGCUUGUGGGGUGUGUCUCUUAAACGUGGACUCCAGGAGUCGGAAAGAAGAGAAGCCUGCAGAAGAGCAUCCUAAAAAAGCAUUCAACUCAGAAACAGACAACUUCAAGCUGGCAUAUGGAGGUCACCAAUAUCAUGCCAGCUGUGCCAACUUCUGGAUCAACUGUGUUGAACCAAAACCUCCUGGUCUUAUCUUGCCGGAUUUGCUCUGAGAAUUUCUUCUUUGAAGCACAACCACAUUGUUGUUUUUCCGUCUCACACCCCGGGGAAGGUAGAGACCAACUGUCAGAAUUCAAGUCCUGCAAAGUUCAUCUCCAUAAAUCCACAUGAAGAAUUCCCCAA
Messenger RNA from Elephantulus edwardii (Cape elephant shrew), 4149 nucleotides. RefSeq names its product synergin, gamma (gene SYNRG). NCBI's taxonomy places the organism in Eukaryota, Metazoa, Chordata, Mammalia, Macroscelidea, Macroscelididae. Gene Ontology annotation, molecular function: protein binding. The coding region runs from base 72 to 4019 and encodes 1315 amino acids. The transcript has 22 exons. The record is from RefSeq and is a predicted model, not a curated record. Gene Ontology annotation, cellular component: clathrin coat of trans-Golgi network vesicle.